AUGAGCAGAACAGUCGAAAACUUGCCUUGGAUUGAGAAGUAUAGGCCUGAGACCUUGGACGAUGUUUAUGGACAAAGAGAGAUCGUUGGGACUGUACGUAAAUUUGUCAAAGAGGGUAGGUUGCCACAUCUCUUGUUCUAUGGACCGCCAGGCACGGGUAAAACGUCGAUGAUUAUAGCAUUAGCUCGAGAGAUAUACGGCAAAAACUACAGGAACAUGGUACUGGAGCUGAAUGCCUCCGACGAUAGAGGUAUCGACGUGGUGAGAAACCAGAUCAAAGAAUUUGCGUCUACUCGCCAGAUCUUUUCCAAAGGCUUUAAACUCAUCAUCCUUGAUGAAGCAGACGCAAUGACUAAUGCGGCUCAGAAUGCUUUGAGGAGAAUCAUUGAGAAAUAUACCAAGAACACCAGAUUUUGUAUUCUGGCCAAUUACGCGCAUAAACUAACACCAGCGCUAUUGAGUAGAUGCACCAGGUUCAGAUUCCAACCAUUACCCAUUGAUGCUAUCGAAAAGCGUGUAAAUAAAGUGUUGAUCAUGGAGAAUCUUAAGUUGACCCCUGAGGCGAUAAAUGCUUUGUUGAAGCUUGCCAAUGGUGAUAUGAGACGAGCUUUAAAUGUCUUGCAGGCAAGCAAAGCCACACUAGAUGCGCCAGAUACUGAACAGGUAACGGAAGAUACUAUCUAUGAGUGCGUAGGAGCACCUCACCCUCAAGACAUCGAAACUGCUCUCGAAUCGAUGUUGAAAGAUGAUUGGGGCACGGCAUUCUUCACCGUAAAUAAGAUCCGCACAAGCAAAGGUUUGGCCCUUAUAGAUAUGAUUGAGGGAAUUGUUGAAUUGCUGGGUGACUACGAAUUGAAGACUCAAACGCGGACAGAACUACUAAGCAAAUUAUCGGACAUCGAAUAUGCGAUGUCCAAGGGAGGUAACGAUAGAAUCCAAAGUAGUGCUGUUAUUGGCGUAAUAAAGUCUAGCUUUGAAUUAGAGGCAUAA
Messenger RNA from Lachancea nothofagi CBS 11611, 990 nucleotides. The record is from the annotation of a GenBank genome assembly. Lineage: Eukaryota; Fungi; Ascomycota; Saccharomycetes; Saccharomycetales; Saccharomycetaceae.